Messenger RNA from Cordyceps fumosorosea ARSEF 2679, 1191 nucleotides. RefSeq names its product initiation-specific alpha-1,6-mannosyltransferase. Gene Ontology annotation, cellular component: mannan polymerase complex. Gene Ontology annotation, biological process: protein N-linked glycosylation. Bases 1 to 1191 code for a protein of 396 amino acids. Gene Ontology annotation, molecular function: alpha-1,6-mannosyltransferase activity. NCBI's taxonomy places the organism in Eukaryota, Fungi, Ascomycota, Sordariomycetes, Hypocreales, Cordycipitaceae. The transcript has a single exon. The record is from RefSeq and is a predicted model, not a curated record.
AUGCCCUUCAAGCUCACCAUGUCGGCGAUACUACCGCCAAAGCUCAGCACCGCCCUCAUUAGAAACCGUAUAAGACGAUACAGGCACAUUUUUACCUAUGUGGGCUGCAUUCUAUUCCUGACGGCCGCGCUGAAUCUGGACCUGCUUUUCCCAACAUCGCACCACAUACGAGAAGUCACUGUUGCGCCACCUCGUCCCGAGCUGCCUGGCGAUACAUUUCCCCAGAAAAUCUGGCAAAUAUGGAAAACAGAUCCGUUAUUUUUCGGAGUCACUGAAACCUCUCGGGCCAUGACCUGGCUCCAGAAGAACCCCCAGAUGCGCUACGAGGUCAUCACCGACACCAACGACAGGACCUAUGUCGAACAUUUUUUUGGCCCCCUGGGAUUUGGCCGCCAAGACAUUGUCGAUUUUUAUAAUAAUAUUCAACUGCGCAUCAUUAAAGCUGAUUUACUACGCUAUAUGGUUUUAUACGCCGAGGGUGGAAUAUAUGCUGACAUUGACGUCGAGGCUAUCAAGCCCUUUCACCGCUUUAUCCCACAACGCUUCAACGAGCGAGACUACGACCUCAUUAUUGGCAUUGAAGUGGACAUGCCUCAUUUCCGCCAGCACCCCAUUCUUGGCCAGAAAUCGCAGUCAUUCUGCCAGUGGACAAUCAUCUCACGGCCACAACACCCGGUCAUGAUGCUCCUGAUUGAGACAAUUAUGAAGUGGUUCACAGGCGUCGCCAAGGAGCAGGGCGUCGCCAUCAAGGAUGUUGAGCUAGACUUUGACCAGGUCAUCACAGGAACGGGCCCGUCGGCCUUUACCACUGCUGUCCUGGCGGAAAUGAAUAAGGCAUCGGGCGGAGCAGAGAUUACUUGGGACCAUUUUCACAAAAUGGACGAGUCCAAGGUGGUGGCGAGAGUGCUUGUCCUCAACGUCGAGGCCUUUUGCGCUGGCCAAGGGCAUUCCGACUCGGGUAACCAUGGCUCCCGCGGUGCACUGGUAAAGCACCACUAUCACGCAUCUAACUGGCCCAGUAAGCAUAAGCGCUAUAGCCAUCCCGCGUUUGGCGCGGUGGAAGAGUGCAACUGGAACAAGGGCUGCGUGGAGCAAUGGGACAAGGAUGUGGCAGAGUACGAGCACCUCUCAGAAGAUGACAAGAAGGCCAAGAUUCUAGAGCGCCUAAAGCUUCUACAACAGCCCGCGUAG